Botrytis deweyae is the source of this 1587-nucleotide messenger RNA. RefSeq lists its product as uncharacterized. Bases 1 to 1587 code for a protein of 528 amino acids. The record is from RefSeq and is a predicted model, not a curated record. NCBI's taxonomy places the organism in Eukaryota, Fungi, Ascomycota, Leotiomycetes, Helotiales, Sclerotiniaceae. The transcript has 2 exons.
AUGGCAAACGUUUACAACAGUCAGCUUGAUGCAUUCACACAAUAUCAUCAAUAUCAGGAUUCCUCAUCAUCCUCCGCGACCUCAACAGCUCUUCCAGCACUCGGCCAUGCCAUAAGCGGCGCGACUGGGACCGCCAUCUCAAACCUCUGCAUCUAUCCCCUUGACCUCAUCAUAACACGUCUUCAAGUGCAAAGAACUCUCGCAAAUUCCUCCUCUCCUACCUCAAAACAGCCACAGAAAUAUACAUCAGUCGCCGACGCCUUUGAUAAGAUUUACAAUGAAGAAGGAGGGAUCACCGGAUUUUACAGUGGAGUCUUACAAGACACAUCCAAAUCCAUUGCAGAUUCAUUCCUAUUUUUCCUCUUUUAUGGAUACAUUCGUUCAAAAAGAUUACAAUCUCAUCACUCACCCUCCAAAGCUACUCUUCCAGCACUCGAAGAAUUGGGCGUCGGCGCAUUAGCUGGCGGGUUAUCAAAGUUUUUCACCACACCAUUGUCAAACAUUGUCGUGCGAAAGCAAACUCAUUCGAUGACUGCUUCCUCUGACUCAAAAUCUCCAACAAUCUCUUCAAUCAUAUCGGACAUAAGAGAGAAAAAAGGCAUUACUGGUCUCUGGUCUGGUUACAGUGCAUCUUUAAUCCUUACUCUCAAUCCGAGUAUCACAUUCUUUCUCUAUGAGUUUCUCAAACGUGUUAUUAUCCCGAGAGAUAAACGCGAUGAUCCAGGGGCACGAAUAACAUUUUUAUUGGCGGCGGUUAGUAAGGCGAUUGCAAGUAGCAUUACAUAUCCCGUGAGUCUAGCUAAGGCUCGAGCACAAGUCGACGGAUCUUCUUCUCCAGUUAAAAAAGAAACUGUUGAGAAGCUCUCAGACAAUGUGAAAGAUGCAACGAAGAAUGGAUCCAAGAAAUCUGCCCAAGAAGCACAGAAACAUCUCAAAGAUGUUUCCAAGCAAGCAAGAAAAAACACAAUCAUUCAUUCCAUACUCAAGAUCUACAAGGAAGAAGGUAUAGGAGGACUGUACGAGGGUAUCGGAGGAGAGAUUAUCAAAGGGUUUCUAGGCCAUGGAUUAACAAUGAUUGUGAAAGAUCGUGUACAUGAACUCAUUCUCUCACUUUAUUUCAUGGUUCUACGAUUUUUGAAACGCAGUCCCUCGCCAAAAGCAAUUAUCAAUGAUGCGAGAGAAAAAGUCAGGGAGGGAGGUGAGAAUGCCUUACACAGUCUCAAAACAGUGGGCGAGAAUACGCUUCAAUCUGCUCGUGAGAAUGGUUCGAGUCUCGCAUCUACAGCCCAAAAUUCCACUUCCACUAUCGCACAAUCCGCAAAGGACGUCUCGGAUAAAGUAUUCAAUGGUGCUAAAAAUCUCGGGGAAAAGACGAAUGAUAGUGUCCCAACAGCAAAGGAAGCAGGCGGCAAAGCAGCUGCCAUGGGAAACAAUGUUACAGAAAAGACAACAUCGACUACCGAAUACGCGAACAAGGAAGCAGGUCAUUUGCUUGGAAAUGCAGGUGAGCAAUUAGGUGAGAAAAUUGAGGGAUUGGGAGGAGAAAUCAAGAGAGUAGGAAAGGCAGGGAAUGGUGGACAGGAAUAG